CUGACUUCCUCUCAGUGCACUAGGCUAUACUCACUUCCUCCUAUAGUCCCCUGUGCCACUGUAUUUAGGGACAGUUUUAUUCAGACUACUACAGACAAUUUCCUGGACGCUCUUUUGGAUGAUGCACAUUAUUGGAAGCUGAAGGCAGAACAACAAUGCAGAACAUCAAGUGUGUCGUGGUGGGAGAUGGUGCCGUAGGGAAGACCUGCCUCCUGAUUUCCUUCACCACCAACGCCUUUCCUAAAGAAUACAUUCCCACUGUAUUUGACAACUACAGUGCACAGCUGGAGAUAGACUCCAAAAUCGUCAGUCUGAACCUGUGGGAUACCGCGGGACAGGAGGAAUAUGACCGUCUACGGACCCUCUCUUACCCACAGACCAACGUCUUCAUCAUCUGCUUCUGCGUCACCAGCCCCUCGUCCUACGAGAACGUCAAGCUAAAGUGGUACCCCGAGGUGUCAGAACACUGUCCUCAUGUGCCCAUCCUGCUGGUGGGGACUAAAACAGAUCUGAGAGAUGAUCCAGAGGUGCUGCAGAAGCUGAAAGAGAAGAACCUGUCCGCGGUGUCCCAGCAGCAGGGGGCGGCGCUGGCCCGACAAAUACAGGCCAAUAAGUACAUGGAGUGUUCGGCACUCAACCAGGACGGGGUGAAGGAAGUGUUUACAGAAGCAGUUCGCGCCUUCCUCCACCCCAAGCCAAAGGCCUCCAAGAAAUCAUGCGUGCUACUUUAAAUCUGAGGGGACCUGAACAUAUGUAUAUUUUUCACAUGUACUGUACAUGAAAAUCACACUUUAAAAAGGUACAAAUGUCUUUACAUUAUAUAACAAUAUCUAUUUUCUUUAAAAGACAAAUGCAGUAUAAAACAAGAAUUAUUAUUACAUACAUUAAUAUUGAAAAAUAUUAAUACUUAAAAAAAUGUUAGGUUUCAAAUAAUAUGAAUUAUGCAAAAUAACGACAAAAGUAAAGUAUGUGGACACUUUCUAGGUGUAAAACUUAUUGGAAUUUGUUUAUAGUUCAUGUGAUGAACUACAAGUUGGUAAAAAGGUUUCUCAGUGGUUCUGAGAAAAGUUCUAGCAUUAUUUUAUUUAAUUACUAUAUUUUUAAGUGAAACUUACAAGUCAAAAUAUGUGACCCGUGCUAGCAAAGUGAGUCAGAAUGCGGCAAAUUUCAAGCUACAGACAAAACAAGUAAAAAAUAUGAAAAUGUUGGUCUAAUUGGAGGUUUUCACAAAAAUUAAGUUUCUUAAAGGGUGGGUGUCACACACAGUUUCUGCCAACCUCAGGUUAAUCUUGAGCACAUAUAGAGUAAGAAUGCAUCCUUCAUAUCUCUGAAAAGUCUUUCGUUUUGUCAUAUUUAUAAAAGAUAGACACGCUAAACCAAGUUUUUCUGAAAAAAGCCGAGAUCCUGGAGGCGUGCUCUGUCAGUGCUGUGGGCGGAGCUAAAGAGUCACGUGCGCGCGCAGCUUCUGCGUACAGAUCACAUGCUAUCUGCGACAUCAUUAUAAAUACAAAGGUAACAAAAACGUUUGUGUUGUUUACAUUGCCAACAAAGACAUCUGAUGCAGCUUUACUCACCACCCGCGAUCUGCAAAUCCAGCGCCGAACUGGGACUUGUUUACAAAGUAUCACCGAAGUAUCACCGAAUUCCCGGGAACAAACAAACAUACAUGCACAACACAGUUGCUGCCCUGGAAAAACAAACUUCAUCCUCUGUUCCCUUAACGCUGGGUUCUUUGGGAAGCUGAAAUGGUAAUCUUUCCUUCGCAACCAAAAACACAGUUCCUUUGGUGACAGGAGCUGCGUCUCAUUUCGGAGGCUGCGUCCUUAGAAUUCUUAAAUGAGACUGCCUUGAUGAUGUAUGCAGCCUUCAAAGGAUGCAGUCCCUGAAUUGGGACACAGCCAUUGUUGAAAAAUCUCUCGGCUUCCGUAUCCCGAUCGAAACGUGUUGAUGGCCGUGCUCUUGCUCUUGGCGAUGUGUGCACAUGCUUAUCAGGGAGAAGUGCCAUUACAAGGAAUUAUGUUCUCUUUUGACGUCAUACAGGACAUACUCUAAAAAAAAACUCUCCGAAUUCUGUACUGAAACAGGAAGUAGUGGAUUUGUCGCAUUAAUACUCCGUCAUACGUCCAACUCGUGUUUUGAAACUUUGGCCAUUUAGCAUGAGAAUGCAACUCUUUAACAGUGUAAGUCAGAAUGCAUGAAAUAGCAUUAUAUAGCAAUCCCAAUGCUCUAAAAAGCUAUUAAACAUAUAAAAAUAUCUUUAUUUGUAUGUUUUCUGGAAGGAAUAUCUUUCAUUUGUCUAUGAAAAAUGCUUUUUGUUUUUUUUUCUUUUCUGCUCGCUUCUCAAUGACUGGUGCUUCCCCUCAGGACAAGUUUGGUAUUGUUUUAAAGCGCAGCAUUUAAACUUUGUUAAUAUUCAUAAGCGAAUUCUCGAUGGCAUGCGUCUGAACCAACGAAAUGUGAUUUUCAAACUCAUGCUUAUGUAAACAACAGAAUCUUACUCGAUCAGGGGUGCGUUUCCCAAAGCGAACUAUGGUCGCAAGUUCCGUCGUUACCAAUAGAGUUCAAUGGGACUUACGACCAUAGUUGGCUAACGAUGCUUUCGGGAAACGCACCCCUGGGUCGCAAAUUCCGUCGUUACCAUUAGAGUUCAUUGGGACUUACGACCAUGGUUCACCAACGAUGCUUUGGGGAAACGCGCCCCUGACUGACAGAUCCAAAGCGCGCACGCGCAAAGACGCCUCAGACAGCGCGCGAUACCGAUAUAUACAGCAUGUAUUUUCAAAAUAUCGGUCUUGGUAAAUAUUCACCAUUCUUAAGUGAACGUUUGGUUAAGUGUUGGAUAAAAAUCAUCUGAUGUGUAACAUUAUAUAAGGUCCGUGUGAUACAGUAGGUCUUCUUAACCUUCGAAAACUUUAACUCGAUUUUUCUCAAAAUUGACUUUGCUGACUCCAUCAACUUCAAACAGUUGUAGCUCAUUCAUUUUUUUUUUUUUUUUUUUUUUUUUUUUUUGACAGAUCCCAACAAAUCAUACAUCAUCUUGAAGGCUUUUUAAUAAGAGAAUGUGAACAUUUGCCUCAUUUUGACAGCACGGGUCACAUAUGUUUUGGGGUCACUGUAUAUGUUCAUUGUUACAAAAGAGAUAAAACAGAUUGUAGAUUUUGUAUAUGGUGAAUAAUAUAUCAUUAACAUGCAUUAAAAAGAAAAAAAAACACUCUAUAUUUUAAAGAUUUGUUACAAUAUAUGUAUAUAUUUGAUUCACUGUUUAUAGUAAGUAAAAUAAGCGAUGUUGACAGUCUCGCAUCCUUUAAGUUUCAAAUCACUGAGUCAUAUCUUUGAAUGUUCCCCACUUCUUCUUACUCAAUAUGUGUAUUUAAAUGUUUUUCUGUGUUACUCAAAGAUAAAUAUAACCAGCAAAUGUAGGCAAAGCUGUCACUGAUUCAAACUAUAUUGAUUAAUCAGUUUGUGAAUCAGUCAAUUCAUGAUAAACGAUCCAAAUAUUCUGGAUCAAGAAAGCACAACAUGGCAGAUAUGGAGACUGUUCAGUCCUGACUUUGCACGUAAAGCAAAACCUGCUUUUAAUAUGUUGUUCAUUUGCCUAUUUAAUCGUGAGAUUUGCUUGCAACCUCACUGCAGCACUUAGCUUUUAAAUCAUACUGUCGAACACGAGACAGAAAUUCUGUGCCAUUUCAGUUCAGACUAAUUUCACAUACACUGCCACAAUAUUAAAGGUUUCCAUAAAAUGCUGUCUUUGUACUUUUCUGCACACAUUAAUAAAAAGGAGGAACUGUUUAUGCAAA
This is a messenger RNA of Megalobrama amblycephala (Wuchang bream), 3797 nucleotides long. RefSeq names its product ras homolog family member Ga (gene rhoga). Gene Ontology annotation, molecular function: GTP binding; protein kinase binding; GTPase activity. Bases 156 to 731 code for a protein of 191 amino acids. NCBI's taxonomy places the organism in Eukaryota, Metazoa, Chordata, Actinopteri, Cypriniformes, Xenocyprididae. Gene Ontology annotation, cellular component: cell cortex; cytoskeleton; plasma membrane. The record is from RefSeq and is a predicted model, not a curated record. The transcript has 2 exons. Gene Ontology annotation, biological process: small GTPase-mediated signal transduction; regulation of cell shape; regulation of actin cytoskeleton organization.